Messenger RNA from Racocetra persica, 203 nucleotides. Lineage: Eukaryota; Fungi; Glomeromycota; Glomeromycetes; Diversisporales; Gigasporaceae. The record is from the annotation of a GenBank genome assembly.
AUAAAUUCGAGGAUGAUGCUGAAGAAUUUUUAGCUAAUUUUCACGGAUUGCUAGGAAUAAGCAAGAGAAUUGCGGAAUCAAUAGCCGAAAGAAAGUCGCUGAGCGAAGAUUUGAAUAAGGGGAAAGAUGCUAACUCAUUAGGACAAAUUGUAACCGCUUUGAAAAAAUUAGAAAACGAUAUUUCUUUCUCAAAUAGGAAAUAA